AUGUAUGAAUACCUACGAGAUCUUCGAUUCUACUCGGCAAUAAUAGGUCGUAUCUUCACUGCCAGCAUGGAGUUCCUUCCCACACAGACUGAAACCAUCACCCCCAGGCAGAAUGGCUCCCCUCGGGAAUAUCGGCAACUUUCCCCGGAACAGCUGGUUGAUCUUGCAAUUGACACCCGCAUCGCCCAUGCGGAGAAGCAUGGCGCUAUCAGUGGUGAUGAAUCAUUCUUCGUUGUAGAUCUAGGAGAGGUCAGCAGGCAGCAUCAGCGCUGGAAGAGAAAUUUACCGGAUGUCCAGCCCUACUAUGCUGUUAAAUGCAACUCCGACCCACCCCUCUUAAAGUAUCUCGCCGGCCUGAAUACGGGAUUCGACUGCGCCUCGAUAGAGGAAAUGCGCAGCGUCCUCGAUCGAGGCGUGCACUCAAACAGGAUUCUCUUCGCGAAUCCCUGUAAGUCCCAAUCAUCACUCGUCUUUGCGCAGAAAGCAGGCAUCCUGCGCACGACCUUCGAUAAUAUAGAUGAGUUGGACUCGAUCAAGGCGCAUAUGCCGGAGGCACAGCUCCUUCUCCGUAUAUAUGCGAACGACGACAGUGCCCUCGUUCCCCUCGGGGAGAAAUAUGGCGCACAUCUCGAUACAGUCAGGAUACUUCUUUCUCGGGUGAAGGAGCUGGGGCUUCACUUGGUUGGAGUCAGCUUUCAUGUUGGAACUGGAUCUAGUAAUCCAAGCUCAUUCUGCCAAGCCAUCAAAGACGCUCGGUAUGCGUUUUUGCAAGCCCAGCAACUAGGUCUUCGCCCUACUGUUCUCGAUAUAGGGGGAGGAUUUGAAGAUAACAGUUUUGAAAGGAUUACUAGUUCCAUUCGGAAUGCGAUUGGUUCUGGCUUCUCGUCUGGUAUCACGAUUAUCGCUGAGCCGGGUAGGUUCUACGCACGCGGCGCGUAUACGCUUGCGUGUCGAGUGAUUUCCAAACGAAGACAGAUGACGAGUGCGGCUGCGGCUGGGAUUCCGGAUAUGCUGUAUCAGAAUGAUGGUAUUUAUGGAAAUUUUAUGAAUGUCAUCAUGGAAAAGGAGGUUAUGGUCCCGAGAUUGGCUGGAGGCCGGCAUAGCCCAAGGCCCUUUCUGGGUGAUUUUGAAGGACACCGGGAAGAAGAGGGAGACGUUUACAAAUAUUCCAUAUGGGGGCCGACUUGUGACAGUAUUGAUCGGGUGGUACGAGAGACGUCCUUCUAUUGCGAGGUGAGUGUUGGUGAUUGGCUGAUAUACCGUAACAUGGGAGCGUAUACGAUCAGCACGGCAACCCAAUUCAAUGGUUUCCAUGGCUCCCAUGAUAAGAUAUAUGUGAAUAGU
Molecule: messenger RNA, 1344 nt
Organism: Penicillium manginii
Lineage: Eukaryota; Fungi; Ascomycota; Eurotiomycetes; Eurotiales; Aspergillaceae
Product: type III PLP-dependent enzyme
Exons: 4
Cellular component (GO): cytoplasm
Molecular function (GO): ornithine decarboxylase activity
Source: RefSeq, a predicted model, not a curated record